Messenger RNA from Caenorhabditis elegans, 6937 nucleotides. It is a transcript of the gene scc-2, whose product is annotated as Nipped-B-like protein scc-2. The record is from RefSeq and is marked reviewed. Gene Ontology annotation, molecular function: cohesin loader activity. Gene Ontology annotation, biological process: regulation of gene expression; chromatin looping. Lineage: Eukaryota; Metazoa; Nematoda; Chromadorea; Rhabditida; Rhabditidae. Gene Ontology annotation, cellular component: chromosome; nucleus. The transcript has 26 exons. Bases 15 to 6545 code for a protein of 2176 amino acids.
AGAGAUCGAAUGAAAUGGAUCCGAAUAACUUGCAAAAUAGCCUAAAUGGGACUGGAAAUCCCAACUUUCAACCGGUUCAAACGAACGCCGGCGGAUUCGGACAUCAAAUGGCUCAAACUGGAGCUGCUGCAGCUGCCGCCGCUACCGGCCAGUACAAUCCGAUGUUGUUACAGCAGCAAUAUUUGAAUUUCGGAUUUGGAAUGAAUUAUAAUAAUCAGCUUUUCGACUUUCAAGCUCAACAGCAACAGCAGCAGCAGUACCUGAUGCAACAACAGCAGCAGCAACAACAGCUUCAUCACCAGCAACAGCAGCAACAUCAGAAUAUCGCUCAGCCGCAAGCCCAACAUCAUCAAAUGAACAUGUUCACACAACAUCAGAUGCUUCAAUUGAUGCAGCAGCAACAACAACAGCAGCAGCAACAGCCAGUUCAGCAGAUUCAAAGGCAACAGCCAAUCGCCCAACCAAUACCACAACACACAAUUCCACCGUCAACCUCGAAUCAAUUUCAACAGCAAAUUCAGUCGGCGGCUUCAUCGAUUUUCGACUCAUCAGUGAUCUCAUCGCAUCAAAAACUGUACGAAGAGCAGUGUCGACAAAUUGAAAAAGAACGAAAAGAGCAGGAAGAGCGAAAACGGAAGCAAGAGCUCGAAGAGCAGAGAAAACGAAAUGAGGAGUUGAAACGAUUGCGGAUUGCUGAGGAAAAGCGGCUUCUGGAGGAGCAACAGAGGCUCCGAGAGCAAAUGGAACGGGAACGGUUGGCAGAGAUCAAGAGGCUAGAAGAAGCCGCCCGUCUCGAAGAUGAACGCCGUAUUGCUGCCGACAUCGAAGCUCAAAAACAAGCGAUGCUUCAAAAAAUGCAAGCCGAACAGAAUAAGCAUAUCGCAGAAGUCGAACGGCAACGGAGUGAACUGGAAGAGCGAUUCGCAAGAGUUUCUCAGCCGAUGACACUUGUUGGAACUCAUUUUUUACCGAAUUUCCUCGACAUGAUUCCAUUCCCAUAUGAAAGUAUGGUUGAUUCUACACUUCCACAAGUAUUUGAUAUGGAACGAGAUAGCGCAAUUCUUGAAUCAUGUGAUCCUCAAAUGGUCGCCACAAUUAGUAAUAUCCUGAAUGCCACUAAUAUUGAUGAUAUUAUAACUCGAAUGGACAAGCUCCGUCCUGACGACAAAGAGACAAAUGAUCUAUUCCUUGACAAACUCCCGCCAAUAAUUCAAGCAGUCGUCAAUUAUAAUACAAGCGCUCUCGACGUGGAUUCGCAUAAUGACAUGGAAUUGUUGGAGAAUGAGGAUGUAAUGAUGACUGAGGAUAUUACAAGAACUACUGCUCCUUCAACGAGCUCCUCUUCGUAUAAUAAUCAUCAUCAGAAUUCGAUUGUAAUGAUGACGUCAUCGUCGGUUAGUAUGUCAGAAGCAACACAGAGUUCAAGUGUUACUAUGAAUCAUCACGAUGUGGACGAGGAAGGACCCGCGCCGAUUUCCAUUGAAAAGCGCAGGCAAAUGAUGUCUGUUGGAAAAGCACCAAAAGCCGGUGGUGGCGGUGGCCAGAAUCAGCGGAAGAAGCGUGAUAUGGUCGAGAAUCUGUACGAUUCGCUGACCGACAAUUUCGUGCCAACAGACACCGGACGACGUGGCAGACGACGUGGACGUGGAUCCGACGAUGACGAGGAUGAGCUGCUUCAGCGGGAUCUGAAAUUGAUUGAAGAAAUGGAGAAGGGGGUUAAGCUGCCGGCAAGUGUCACUGGAUUCACAACAACCGAGGAGGAUGUUCAGCAUUUCUUUGGGUCACAGAAAAAGCGAAGAAAGGAGGACAGAAUUAGGAAAGAUAGAUCUCCAACUCCAGAAGACGUUAUCGAAUCGCGGGAUGCUGAAUGGCAAGAGCGCCUGCGUCUGAAAAUGGAACGAGAAAAAUCGCGAAAAGCCGACGAGGAGAGCCAAAACGCGUGGAGCCUGCAAGCGCUGGCCGACAACGAGACGUUCACUCGAUUCUGUCAGACUGUUGACGGUGUUCUGGAACAGGGCGACAGUUUGGACACUGAGCUGAAAAUGCCGAAGAACAAGAAACGAAGAUCCGGCGGCGAUCAUCAUCAUAAAGGAGAUGAGAAUUCCGAUGAAUCGGAUGAAGAAGAGGAGAUGGAUGAGAUUGAUCCAGAUCUACGGAUUGAGUUGUACAUACUUGAAGAGCUGAGAAGAGGAUCCGCCAGAUUGAGAGAGAAUCAUGCCUUGCAGGCCGUCGGAGCAGACAAACUACUGAAACUCGUCGCAAUGCUGGAUCGUAACAUCCGUGACGCCAUCUCGGCCGACAAUCAACGUCUUCUCGUCCCGUGUGACGAUGACGUGGAUGUUGGUGACGUGCUCGAAAAGGAAAUCUGCGAGGAACGAGUGAAACGAGCAUCCGACGCUGCCGUUGUAGCACUGAAUAUCAUGUCGAGUCAUCGAAUGCACAAACAAGUUAUCAUAGAGGAUGUCAUUGAUCGAUGUGUUGGAUUGACUCGUCUCUUGCUUAUUCAUUUAAUCUACCCAGCGUCGGAUAGUAUCUACAAAUCGGUUAAUUCUAAGAAAAAAGACCGUGCACCAGAAGAAGCUCGUCGUCGAAAGAAAGCUGGCGUGUGCACUCGCGAUAAGUUCAGCGAGUACAUUUACGAACGAAUAACCGAAGCAAUCGGUCUGCUGGCAGUUUUAGUGAAAAGUGAAUCAAUGACUGAUACUUCCGUUCAUAAUGUCGCAUCUGUUGCGUUGACGCCGUUCUUUGUUGCAAAUGUUGGAUCACUGCAGAUUACUGCAAUGCUUCUCGCGUCGAACAUCUUCUCCCGAGCCGAGGAUUCUCUUCGUUUUUCGAUGAUCACCGAUUUGUUGUCUUCAUUGCACAGAGCUCCACAAUUUACUCAAAAGAAUUCGAAUAAUGGAUAUAGCCUGCCGGAUGGCUCAUGGAUUUCAACGACGACGGCUCUUUUCAUACAGCUUGUUCAGUCGACAAUCAAGAUUCCGAAAUUCAAGAAGCACGCGGAUGAGGAUGAAUUGGCGAAGCGGUCGAAAAAGGAGGAGGCUAUGGUUAAGGAAGGAUUUUUGAAGGCAUCAAAAGUGACGAACGCGUUUCUCAAUGGAUUCCUCGCGAAAUGCUCUCAAAAAGGCAAUAAAAUGGACGGUGAAGAGGACUACCGUAUCCUUUUCUCCAAUUUCCUUCAAGAACUUCUAUCGGCACUGUACUCACCGGAAUGGCCAGCAGCCGAGAUGAUUCUGACUGCACUUGGAUCACUUUUGGUCAAGAAUUUCAGAUCGAAAUCGUCGGAUAUGACUAUUCGACAGGCAUCUCUUGAUUAUUUGGGGAAUAUUACUGCAAAACUGCGAAAAGACCAAAAAGAAGCAAUUGCUGGAGAACGGAGGCUUGACGCAGUUGUCAAAAAGUCGUUUUUAUUGUUAUCCGAUAAGGGAGUCGAGGAUUAUGAAUCUGUUGAUAUUUCUAAUCUGAAACAAAACGAUAAGCUGAAAGUUCUGGAGACGUCACUGAUCGAUUAUCUCGUUAUCACGAACUCAUCGGAUAUUAUAGUGUACGCGUGUAAUUUCUACGUUGGAGAAUGGUACAAGGAGGUCGCUGAGGACCUUGAAAGUGCACGAUCCAAGUUGAAACAGACUGUAGACACUAAUGAGUCGGAAAAGGACGUCAAGAAAGCCGAGCGAAAGUACGAGAAAAUCCAAUAUCGCGGUGCCGAGAUGAAGGUUUUCCUAUCGAAAAUAUUGGAUAAAAAGGAGAUAAAACGGCGGUUGGAAAAGUCGAAUAAAGUGAAAAUGUUGGAUUCCGACGCGUUUUGGGCUGUGAAAUUUUUGGCACAAUCUCGAGAGUUCACGCAUUCUUUUGACACUUAUCUCAAACAUAUUGUAUUUGGUGCUGGAAGUGAAACGAUUGUGGCUCUUCGAUCGAAGGCUCUCAAAUGUCUUAGUUCUAUUAUUGAGGCGGACUCUAGUGUUCUUAUUUUGGAAGACGUUCAACAAGCCGUGCACACUCGAAUGGUAGACUCCCACGCACAAGUACGUGAGUCAGCAGUCGAACUUAUCGGACGAUUCGUAUUAUAUGAUGAGGAAUACGUACGAAAAUACUAUUCACAAAUUGCCGAACGAAUAUUGGACACUGGUGUGGCGGUUAGGAAACGAGUUAUUCGAAUUAUGAGAGAAAUUUGCGAGAAAUUCCCGACUUUUGAGAUGAUUCCAGACAUGCUUGCCAGAAUGAUCAGACGGGUGACUGAUGAGGAAGGCGUCAAAAAGUUGGUUUUCGAGACGUUUACGACCCUCUGGUUCCAGCCUGUGGACACUCGGAUCUAUACAAAUGCGGUUGCUACGAAAGUGACGACGAUGUGUAGUGUUGCACAGCAUUGUAUUAAGGACGCAAUGAGUGACUACCUGGAGCAGCUCAUCCUGCAUAUCGUGAAAAACGGCCAGGAAGGAUCCGGAAUGUCCGUAGCUGUGAAACAAAUCAUUGAUUCCCUAGUCGAUCAUAUUCUCAAUCUAGAACAACACAAAUCCAGCGAAAAUGUGUCUGAAGUCGAGUUGAUGCGACGAAAAGAGCAAGAGGAAAAGUACAUGGCGUACCUGUCAACGUUGGCGGUUUUCUCGAAGAUUCGACCACUUUUACUGACAAGCCACGUGGAAGUUCUGCUACCGUACCUCACGUUUAGUGGAGCCAAGACUAAUGCAGAGAAUCAGGUCACAAAAGAGAUGAUUGGAAUGUUGGAACGAGUCAUCCCUCUGGUUCCAUUCCCGUCAAACAUCGUACUCGAUUCAAUUGAUGAGAAUCUGUGCAAAGUUAUAAUGUUCAAUGGAAUGGCUCUUGUCGUUUCUGCUGUCUCGUGUGUCGCUUCGAUUUACAAAAAGUUCAAGAGAGGCGCAACAAAGACUAUCGACGUUUUUAGUACUUAUUUGAAACACUUGGAGGUGAUCAAACGGAAUUUCGAUUCAAAUCCCCGCUACGAUCUGGAUCCGAAGUUGUUUCCGAUUCUUUCGCGUUCGAUUUUCACGUUGGGCGUUCUAUCGAGAUAUUUCCAAUUCGAAGAGUUUGUGAAAGAGGAUCCUACUGAAGAAAAAGUCGAAGCGCUCAAGGAGAAGGUCUUCAUUACUUUGGAAUUCUUCUCCAGAUACCAUAAGGGUGGACUUCGGCAGAAGGCGUUGACUGCGAUGGGUCAUUUCUGUGCUCAACACUCGACAUAUCUGACAAAACGGCAACUCACGAACACCUAUCUGGAAAUCUUGAACGCCGCCAACUCACCACAACAACAGCAACAACGAAUUCUGGUGCUCCAAAAUUUGGAAAUGUUCUUGCAAUGCGAAGAGCAAAAGCUCGCGGCGAGUCACGAUAAAUGGGAUGAGAACAAGGAGGCGCAGAAUCUGAAGGAAAUGGAAUUGAGUGGAUCCGGGCUGGGCAGUUCUGUUAUUCAAAAAUACUGGAAAGCGGUACUCGAGUCGUAUGUUGAUGCGGAUAUUCAGUUGAGAAGAGCCGCUGUUCAGGUCGUCUGGCUCACCCUAAACCAGGGUCUCGUAACGCCGGGAGCCUCGAUUCCAACACUGAUCGCAAUGACAACCGAUCCUGUGGAUGUGAUACGUAAUCGAAUCGACAUUCUGCUGAAAGAAAUCGACUCGAAAUAUUCCGGAAUGGUACAGAGCAAGGCGAUGCAGGGCGUUCGAUUAUCCUAUAAAUUGCAUCUGAAACUGAGAAUGUUGCAACAGGAGAAGUUUGUGCGAGGCUUCCGAUUCUGUGAUUUUCAUCUGAACACUCUUCCCAACGCUCUCCCCGAGAAAACCCACGACGGAAUGGCAGUUCUCUCCGGAUUAUACCAAAGUCUUCGAACAAAUCGCCAACAGCGUCGUUCAUUCCUUCAAUCAAUGGUCAAGCUGUUCAGCGAGGAGUUCUCACACGAUAAGCCCCAGCUGAUGGAGUACAUUUUCAUCGCCGAUAACCUAGCUAUGUUCCCCUAUCAGAUGAUCGACGAGCCGCUGUACGUGAUGCGACAAAUCGAUCAGAAUAUCGCUCAAACGGGUCAAUCGUUGCUGGUUCAAUACAAACUACAACUGAGAAUGCAGGAAUCUGAAGAUGAGGAUAUCGUUUUUCUCGACGAGAAUAUGAUGAGCCGUUUGUCACAAUUGGGUCAAAUUGAGACAUUCCAUCAGUUAUUCUUGGAUUCCCAAGUGCCUUCACUGCUUUUAUACGUCCGUACAUUCCUUAUGCAACUCUACGGAUUUAAUGAGACAAAAGUUGCCGAAUACCAGCCAUCAGAAGCGGCAAAAGUGUACGAGAAGGCGGUGACCCGCCGAAAUAUCCACAUGUUCAAGCCAAUCACCGCUCUGGAGGCACUCAACUUCCCGUUCGAAUGGGGUUCUUUCCAGCAUACAGCGUUUUUGGCUGAAAAGAUUUGCUCGUUCCGAAAAAUGCUGCUCUCACUGGAUCAAGUGGAAGAAGUCGAAGUUUCGAACACAAUAACCGCUGCAAAUGACGAUUAUGAUGAGGAAGAGGACGGUGGUGAGGACUCUCGUGGGCCGAUUAUGGAGCAAAUGGAGCAUUAAUAGCUGUUUUUUUCCUUGAAUUGAAUUUUUUUGGUGCUUUUUCAGUUCACAUUUUUCUGCGAAUUUUGACCUCUCAAUUUCACUUUUAAUCAUUCAUUUUAUGGGUUUCUUGAUUAUUAUUAUUUGUUUAAUGUUUUUUUUUCCAAUUUUAAUCUUUAAUUAUUGAUCUAUACGACACUACCGAUUAUCGCUGGAUCUCAAUCAUGUUCUAUGUAGGUUUUGUUUUAUUUCCCCCUCCCCCGUUCCCCUUUGAUCAUAAUUUUUUUCAAAAGAAUUUUUAGAUUUUUCAAUGCAAAAAAUCUGGAAUUUCUGGUACACUCUUGUAUCCUAUUUUUUGGAAAAACCACGUAGCGAAUAUAUACGAACAGAUAUUCAUAAAAUUAUUAUUUAUG